Molecule: messenger RNA, 1281 nt
Organism: Raphanus sativus (radish)
Lineage: Eukaryota; Viridiplantae; Streptophyta; Magnoliopsida; Brassicales; Brassicaceae
Product: transcription factor PIF6
Exons: 7
Coding region: 123-1049 (308 amino acids)
Cellular component (GO): nucleus
Molecular function (GO): protein dimerization activity
Source: RefSeq, a predicted model, not a curated record
AAAAGUGAAGUAUAUAAAAGAGCUAAAAGGCAGUGAGGUUGAUCAACAAAAAGAAAGAUAACUUUCACAUACUCUUCCAAACGAAGACAAAAGCCUUUUGGGAUCAUUCAACAAAGACAAAGAUGACUUCUCCAUCAUCAUCUACCUUCAGACCAAAGUUAACAGAUCAAGAGUAUAUGGAGCUUGUUUUUGAGAACGGGCAGUUUCUUGCAAAGAGCCAAAGAUCUAACGCCUUUUCUCUGCAGAAUCAACGUACCAAGUCGAUCGUGGAUUUGUACGAGGAUGAGUAUAACGAGGAUUUCAAGCAGACUUUGAAAGAUUGUUCAUCAAAGAACAUGGUGGUUGAUUAUCAGGAGGUCGAGUUUAUACCUCCUGAUGAGCAAUCUGUGGUGGUUGCUAAAAGGUCGGUCGAAUUCAGCUUUGACUCCACAGAUUUUACUGCAGACAGUGAAUGGUCGACGUAUCUAAGCAGUGAUGAGUCAGAUCCGAGGCCACGAGUCCCUGCAAGAACAAGAAAAGCUUUGGUCAAGAGAAGACGAAGUAACGAGCUUUAUAACUCACCUGAAAAAAAGCAAAGAAACGAUAUCAACAAGAAAUUGCGUGCUUUACAGAAUUUAUUACCCAAGUCUGACAAGGAGGAUAACGAAUCAACGUUGGAUGAAGCAAUUAAUUAUGUGACGAACCUUCAACUUCAAGUUCAGAUGAUGACGAUGAGUAACGGCUUUGUUGCACCAGCAAUGAUGUUGCCUUUUGGGCCGCAUUACUCUCAGAUGGGUCUACCAACAUGUAUGCAAAUGGGCGUACCACAGUUUCUGCCUCCGCCUGUUCUAGGAUCUGGUUACUCAGCAGAUAUGCAAAUGUUUCUUAACCAUCCUGGACUAAUGCCGAUGCAAAACUCUGCAUUUUUCAAUCCGGCCGAAAACUACUUCCCCCAAUCUGUACCGCCGUCAUGUGUUGCUUUCCCUAACCAAAUACAAAACUCCACCACUUUGUCAAAUCUAGAUGAUGCAAGAACACAUGGAGGAUCUCUCUCUGGUAAGAAACUGUGAGCAGAUGGAAUAGACAGUGAUGAUAGUUACCUGCUGAUUCGCCAGACUUGUUACUGUCCAAGUAAGAAGUGAGAACACUGGAGCCAUCUCAAGGUGUUUCAUACAGAUCCGAAAGAGCACUGCAAGAUCAGAACAACUAACCAUGGAAGGAUCUCUUUUUUAGUUCCAGCUUUUCUAGUUCAUGUAACAUAUAGAGGAGAAUAAUAAUAAUGUCGGGUACUAGUUUCCAACA